Molecule: messenger RNA, 2143 nt
Organism: Drosophila subpulchrella
Lineage: Eukaryota; Metazoa; Arthropoda; Insecta; Diptera; Drosophilidae
Exons: 5
Coding region: 210-1853 (547 amino acids)
Cellular component (GO): plasma membrane
Source: RefSeq, a predicted model, not a curated record
AACCAGCAUCAUUCCUCGUUCUCAACUCGAGCUGUGAGGACGUCCAGUUGAAGUGCUCCGAUUUUAGAUCAAAGUGAUCCAAGUGCAAGACUUGAAAGUAUUUUUGUGACCUUAAGUUCUUCAAAUUCGCAGUUGAGUCACGCAGUGGAUUUGCAUAUCAGCAGCCCAAUUAAAGAUUGGAUCGGAUCAAAACGCACUUUAUACGAACCAUGGGUGGAGGAAGUCGGACACUGCAAUUAGUAUUCCUAGCUCUAAUUGCGAUCGGGCAAUGGCACACGAUUGCAGCGGGGCCAGUCACCAACGAGGAGCUACGUGGAACCAUCCAGUCACUGAUCUACUCCUACAACCAGCUGGACAAUAAGUUGGAGCGUCACGAGCAUAGGGAACGCGCCUUGGGUGAACUGCUGAAGAAGGCCCUGCAAUCCCUGCAGAAGGGACAGAAGAGCCUGGAGCCCAUUAAUGGGAUAUUCGGUCGUCUGGAUGAGAGGGUCAGCCAAAUAGAGACCAUGCUGAUUACGCAAGAGGAAAAGUACAACGCGCAGUCGGAUCGUUUUAACCAGGCCACGGAUCACAUGUUCAAGUGGAUGAGGGAGAACGACGAGUGCUUCAAGAGACCACCAGUUAGUGCGAACCUGAUUGCACCACCAGCUGCUCCCGCCGCCCCUGCCAUUCCCAAGGAGUUCCUGGAGGAGCAAAGGCGCUUCAACGCAAAGUUGCUGGAGGAGAUCCAAAAUCUGAAGGCAAGCAACCAGAAGGCAGCCGACCAAACGCAGAAGAAUUUCGAAAAUCUGCCCAAGGGACCGGAGUUGCUGUCCCAGAUUGAGGCCAAGUUGCAGGAGCACUCCGCCAGUGUCACCACCGCUGCUCCGCCGAAGAACAAUGAGUUCGAGGCACAACUCCUGGAGCGUCUGAAUUCGCUGGGUGGAAAGGUUACCGAGUUGAGUGAGACUGUUCAGCGGCCGGCUGCUCCAGUUGGUCUGAACGAGAAUGAUCGGGCCUACAUCCAGGAACUGAAUAACGAUACCCUGAAUGCCUUGGCUCAACUUAAGAGCGAAUCGUCGGCAGUUCAGAAAUCAGCCGCAACGGAGACCACGGAGCGACUGCAGCAGACGGAGGCCAAUAUCCAGGCGGACGUUCGCCAGCUCUCCACGGACGUGGGCAUCCUCAACAAAUACUUCGCCUCGACCAACGAGAGCAAUGCCAAGCUGAACGAGGGACUGGAGGCACUGAGCAAGUUCAACAACAUCAUGAUGACCAACUCGCAGGUGGUACUGGACACACAGCGCAAGGUGGACUUUGGCACUCUGAAUGUGGUGCAGCGGGUGGGAAAACUGUUGGAGGAGGAGAUGGCCAAGCUGAGCGAGCUGCUAAAGGAGCGCUUCGCAUCGCUCGAUGGAACGGUGGUGAAUACCCAGCAGGAGGCGAACAAGAACAUCAGCGCACUGCUGGAGACCGAGCUGAACCAGGUGUGGCACCGCAUCGAGAUCAUGGCCGGCGAGAUCAGCCAGAGCAGGGAAAUGCUCGGAGUGAUCCAGUCCGCAUCCGAUGGCUACAUCAACAGCACCCUGGCCACGAUGAUGGGACUGGGCAGCAAGGUGCAGGAGACCAAGAAGCACAUGAUCGACAUGGACGAGAACCUUAACUUCCUGCUGGGCAAACUGGCACUGAUGUCCAGCGAGUUCGCCAACAUAAAGAAGGGCCUGGCCGAAUCGCUCGAGGAUCUGCGCAACUCCUUCCAUGUGCUGCAUGAGCGGAUGCCCACGGGUCCCGGUCCCCAUAACAUCGACAAGAACAAGUAUCUGACCGAUGUCAAUCUCCUGUCCAAGCGCCAUGCUGAACCUGAAAGGGAGUAGAAGGAGACAAGGGAAUUGCCCAGGAAUUAACAAAAUACAAUACUCCUAACCAUAGCGUCUAAGUCUGCCCACUUACAUAUAAUCAUCUAGUUGCGCUUAAAGUUAAAGGAUUGCAAAACAUCGAUAUCAAAUUUUCCUAAACAGUACCAAGGUAUCCAUAUAUUAAGAGAUAAUAUUAACUUAGUUGUAUUGCAGUACUAUCAACUUAAGCGCAGCUGCACGUAUUAAUGCAACUCGAUCUUAAAACGCAAAACCCUGCCCCGAAAAUACAAUUCAUUAUGAACAAUACA